AUGCCUAUUUCGUCAUGGCUCGAGGAACUACAAGUUAUGGGUUGGCCAUCCUUUUUUCAACCUCAUAUUGAGGUGUUGCUAAUCUGGAUAACAUGGGCUUUAGAUUAUAUUGAUCUUGACUACCUAGAGCAUCUCCUGUGGCUUUUGUUACCCUUCAUUAUAGUUUUCGUAAUACCUGCUAUAUUAGUAGUGUUCAUUUACGGCUGUAUCAUAUUCUUGCAUGUCUACGGCCUACGUCAUCAGAUACGAGAAGCUUAUCAUACUAGUUAUUGGGAUGGAGCACGCGUGGCGAUCGCUUCUUUUUGGGACGCUGUUGGUUCAGUCUGGCAUGGGUAUGAACUAAAAGGAAUCGAAAACGUUCCUGAUGAUGGUCCUGCUCUCUUCAUCUAUUACCAUGGAUGUCUCCCUCUCGAUGUAUACUAUCUCAUAUCCAAGCUAGCUAUUCAUAAAAAUCGUGUUUUGCAUUGUGUCGGAGAUAAGUUCAUUUUCCGCAUACCAGGUUGGAAGCCUCUCUGUAAAAUGUUCAGCAUAACACCAGGAACUGUGGAAGAAUGCACUAAAGAAUUGUUAGAAGGAAAUCUUCUGUGCAUUGCUCCCGGAGGUGUUCGAGAAGCUUUGUUUUCUGAUCCCAAUCUGUAUGAUAUACAAUGGGGCAAACGGUUAGGAUUUGCACGUGUAGUCAUUAACUCCAAAACUCCUGUCAUACCAAUGUUCACGGAAAAUUGUAGAGAAUCUUUCCGGACCCCUGAAUGGGGAAGAAGCUUUUUCCGAUGGAUUUAUGAAAAAACUAAAAUACCUUUGUGUCCUAUAUAUGGAGGUUUCCCUGUAAAAAUGGUAACCCAUUUAGGAAAACCAAUAACAUUUGAUUUCGACAAUGUCUCUCCAGAAGAGGUUCGUCGUCAGAUAAAACGGGAGAUUCGUGGCUUGAUAAAAUCUCAUCAACGACUACCGGGUAGUAUCAUUAGAGGAGUAUUACAGAGAUUCCAAUCGAAAAAGGAGGAUGAGACUCCUGAGCAAGUGGAACUUCUCACGGGUCCUACAUCUGAUACUAAGCUGGAAGAUCAAAUUCUCCCAAGAGUUGAAUAA
Molecule: messenger RNA, 1086 nt
Organism: Auanema sp. JU1783
Lineage: Eukaryota; Metazoa; Nematoda; Chromadorea; Rhabditida; Rhabditidae
Source: the annotation of a GenBank genome assembly